Messenger RNA from Anopheles coustani, 852 nucleotides. It is a transcript of the gene RpL11, whose product is annotated as large ribosomal subunit protein uL5. The record is from RefSeq and is a predicted model, not a curated record. Gene Ontology annotation, biological process: translation. The coding region runs from base 106 to 678 and encodes 190 amino acids. The transcript has 4 exons. Lineage: Eukaryota; Metazoa; Arthropoda; Insecta; Diptera; Culicidae. Gene Ontology annotation, cellular component: cytosolic large ribosomal subunit; ribosome. Gene Ontology annotation, molecular function: structural constituent of ribosome; RNA binding.
UUCUCCUCGACCUUCUGACAGUUCUUUUUCCGGUGACAUUUGUUGUUUAGCGGACGCGUUGUUCCACGGUCUGCUACAAAUUUCCCUUAUUAAUAGGUAGCAAAGAUGGCAACAAAGGAUGCUAAGGCCGUCAAACCCGCAUCGGGUAAGGACAAGUCGAAAAACGUUAUGCGCGACUUGCGGAUCCGCAAGCUCUGCCUGAAUAUUUGCGUCGGUGAAUCCGGUGAUAGGCUGACACGUGCCGCUAAGGUGCUGGAACAGCUGACGAACCAGACGCCCGUCUACUCGAAGGCCCGCUACACCGUGCGUUCGUUCGGUAUCCGUCGUAACGAAAAGAUCGCCGUCCACUGUACGGUGCGUGGCGCUAAGGCAGAGGAAAUCCUCGAGCGUGGACUGAAGGUGCGCGAGUACGAGCUGCGUCGUGACAACUUCUCCCAGACCGGCAACUUCGGUUUCGGUAUCCAGGAACACAUCGAUCUGGGUAUCAAGUACGAUCCAUCGAUCGGUAUCUAUGGAUUGGAUUUCUACGUUGUGCUCGGCCGCCCAGGAUACAACGUUGCUCAGCGACGACGCAAGACCGGCAAGAUCGGUUUCAUCCACCGCCUCACGAAGGAGGACGCCAUGAAGUGGUUCCAACAGAAAUACGACGGUAUCAUCCUGACCAGCAAGGCGAAGUAAGCUGUGGCAGCAAGUUCCAGCUUGGAUUCCGUGAGGAGGAGAUGUGUGUGAGAGGAGUUUUUACUUCCAACUGAUGCGCAGGGCAUCGUGUGGAGGAUAGAAAUAUCUGAGGAUGAAGUAAAUAAAUACUUCUACCAAAGCCGUUGCCCAGCACGUUUGGUUGAAAAAAUGCUG